This is a messenger RNA of Phacochoerus africanus (Common warthog), 3908 nucleotides long. It is a transcript of the gene ZSCAN20, whose product is annotated as zinc finger and SCAN domain containing 20. Bases 186 to 3323 code for a protein of 1045 amino acids. NCBI's taxonomy places the organism in Eukaryota, Metazoa, Chordata, Mammalia, Artiodactyla, Suidae. The transcript is spliced from 8 exons. Gene Ontology annotation, molecular function: RNA polymerase II cis-regulatory region sequence-specific DNA binding; DNA-binding transcription factor activity, RNA polymerase II-specific. The record is from RefSeq and is a predicted model, not a curated record. Gene Ontology annotation, biological process: regulation of transcription by RNA polymerase II.
UCGGGACUCCGCGUCCCAGCAUUCUCUGCGCGAGCCCUGGAGCACUUCCGCCCUGUUGUGAAGUGGGUGUCUCGGUGGAGCCUGGGGGAUUUCCUCUCCCAGGAGCCCCCGGAAGGACACACCACAGAUGCAGGAAGACUUUGGGCAAGGACAGCCCAGCUGAAGGGAGGCAUCCAGGAGAGACCAUGGAGGUAGCCCUGGAAUCCCAGGCACAGGCCUCUCCCCGAUCAGAGCCUGAAGAGCUCCUGAUUGUGAAGCUGGAGGAGGACUCAUGGAGACCAGACUCCCAGCCCCAGGAGAAGGACCUCAACCCUGUUCCUGGCCCCGAGGCCUCCCGACAGCGCUUCAGGCAGUUCCAGUACAGGGACGCGGCGGGACCCCACGAGGCCUUCAGUCAGCUCUGGGCGCUCUGCUGUCACUGGCUGAGGCCAGAGAUCCGCCUCAAAGAGCAGAUCCUGGAGCUGCUGGUGCUGGAGCAGUUCCUGACUAUCCUACCCAGGGAGGUCCAGGCCUGGGUACAGGCACGCCACCCUGAGAGCGGUGAGGAGGCGGUGGCCCUGGUGGAGGAUUGGCACCGAGAGGCCCAGGCUGCGGGACAGCAGGAACUGGAAUUGUGUGCAGAAGAGACCAGGUCCUUAAAGACAGUGAAGGAAUCUCAGAGCUUCCAGCUGCAGCCAGUAGAUCACCAGCCUGAGGGACAGUCCCAGAAGCAGUGGGUGAAGAAUCCAUGUCCUGACCUUCCCGAGCAUCUAGACACCAAGAUGGUACCACAGCCCUUGAAAGAGAGUGCUGUCCUCACGCCCCGAGUCCCUGCUCUCCCAAAGAUGGGGAGCGUUGGAGAUUGGGAGGUGACAGCAGAGUCCCAGGAAGCCCUGGGCCCCGGCAGACAUGCUGAGAAGGAGUUCUGCAGGGACCCCCCAGGAGACAGCUGUGGGAACGGCGUGCCCCUGGGAGUUCCAGCUUCAAAACCAGCCAUCAUCUCCCAGCGAGAUCAUGGACCAGAAUUUUGGGGUCCAGGCCUUAUAAAUUCUGGGGAAAAGAGCCCUGCAGAUUACAGGGAUACUGAGCAAGCGAAACCAGCUCAGGCACUGGCCUGGAGGGACUCCAAGGCCUGGGAAGAGCGAUCCCGGUGGGAGGUAGAGGACGUGAAAGUGUCAGGAGUGCACUGGAGCUACGAGGAGACCAAGACCUUCCUGGCAAUUUUGAGUGAGUCUCCUUUUUCUGAAAAACUCCGGACUUGUCACCAGAACCGCCAGGUGUACCGGGCCAUUGCAGAGCGGCUGAGGGCACGGGGCUUCCUGCGGACCUUGGAGCAGUGUCGCUAUAGAGUCAAAAACCUCCUACGGAAUUACCGGAAAGCCAAGAGCAGCCACCCGCCUGGGACCUGCCCCUUCUAUGAGGAGCUGGAGGCGCUAGUGAAGGCCCGGGCAGCCCUCAGAGCCUCAGGGGGCCACGGAGCGGCUGUGGCUCUCCCCAGGCUGGGGGAUAGUGACAUGGAAGUGGAUGAGCAGGAGGAAGGGGGCUGGGAGCCUGAGGAAACAGCCGAAGACUGUAAUGGAGAUGACCUAACCACCGAGGAGUCUGGCCAGGGCCCCAGGAUUCCAGGGGGCCCAGCUCUGUUCCAGAGUCGGAUUGCAGGUGUGCACUGGGGCUAUGAGGAGACCAAAGCCUUCCUGACCAUCCUCAGUGAGUCCCCAUUCUCUGAAAAGCUUCGCACCUGUCACCAGAACAGCCAAGUGUACCGGGCCAUUGCAGAGCGACUGUGUGCACAGGGCUUCCUGCGGACUCUGGAGCAGUGUCGCUACAGAUUCAAAAACCUCCUUCGAAGCUACCGGAAAGCCAAGAGCAGCCACCCCCCUGGGACCUGCCCCUUCUAUGAGGAGCUGGACUCGCUGAUGAGGGCCCGGACUGCAGUUCGAGAUGUGGUGACCAGCAAGGAGGUAGCGGGUCUCCCUACCUCUGGGCAGAGCAGUACUGAGGCUGUCAACCAGGAGGCCUGGGAUGAGAUGGCAGAUGAAGAUGCCAUCAAACCUCCAAUCCCAAGUCCUAAAAUCCUAGACACUGGUUUUGAGAUGAGGCAUGAGGAUGAAGACCAGAUUUCAGAGCAGGACAUUUUUGAAGAUUUACCUGGAGCCUUAUCAACGUGUGCUGCCGAGAACAACUGCUACCCUCACGACUGGGGGGAGGACAGUGAGAAUGAAAACGAAGGUAAAGGGCGGUGGGGAAACCCAUCCCAGGAACAGUGGGAAGAGUGUUCUUCUGAAGAGGAUUUAGAAAAACUCAUCGACCAGCAAGGCCUGUACCUUGCAGAGAAACCCUAUAAGUGUGACAUGUGUGUGAAAAGCUUCAGCCGGAACUCGCAGUUAAUUGCCCACCAGCGGACACACACAGGUGAGAAGCCCUACAAAUGCCUUGAAUGUGGCAGAAGCUUCAGUGACCGCUCCAACUUCAAUACCCACCAGAGAAUCCACACUGGAGAGAAGCCCUACAGAUGCCUUGAAUGUGGGAAAAACUUUAGCGACCACUCCAAUCUCAUCACCCACCAGAGAACGCACACAAGGGUCAAGCCCUAUAAGUGUGGAGAAUGUUGGGAAAGCUUCACCCAGAGCUCAAACCUUUUGAAACAUCAGAGAACCCACUUGGGAGAAAAUCCCGACCCCUGCAGGGAGCCUGGGGGAAACUCCAGCCAAAGCCCAUCCUUUCCCGCACACUGGAGGACCUCCGCACAGGAGACAUCUCCAGGACAACCUCGAAGUGCCAGUAAGAACGUGCAUUCUCCUGGACUGCCCAGCACCAGCUCAGGGGAGAGAUUUUACGAGUGUUCUGAAUGUGGAAGAUGCUUCUCUAAGAGCUCUGCCCUCAUCAGCCACCAAAGAAUCCAUACAGGACAGAAACCCUAUGAAUGUGCCGAAUGCGGGAAAAGCUUCAGCAAGAGCUCCACGCUGGCCAACCACCAGCGCACCCACACCGGGGAGAAGCCGUUUGAGUGUGCGGACUGCGGGAAGUGCUUCGGGGAGCGCUCCAAGCUCAUCACACACCAGAGAGUGCACACGGGGGAGAAGCCCUACAAGUGCCUCGAGUGUGGGAAGUUCUUCCGUGACCGUUCCAACCUCAUCACCCACCAGCGGAUCCACACAGGAGAGAAGCCUUAUAAGUGCAGAGAGUGCGGGAAGUGCUUUAACCAGAGCUCCAGUCUCAUCAUCCACCAGAGGAUCCACACUGGGGAGAAGCCCUACAAGUGUACGGAGUGCGGCAAAGAUUUCAACAAUAGCUCCCACUUCAGCGCCCACCGCAGAACCCAUGCAGCAGGGAAGGCCUCGUAGGAGACUCCUCCCCUGACAGCGGCAGAGAGGAAUGCAUAUUUGAAUCACCCACGAUCCUCAGACGUGUGCUAGAGAGAAACUGUCCCAAUUUUUAAGCCCGGCGUGUACCCGGGGAAGUUAUCCUGGUAUCACCCAGGUAAUCUGGAAGUGAAUUACAGAUGCUAAGGAUCCAGGUUUGAAGGCGCUUUUCUUAAGUGUAACAUGUUUUCCUCCUGCGAAAAACCCACGCAUCGUCCUCAGGCUGCCCUUAUAUUUGCUGUCAUGUAAGAGCUGUGUCAUGUUUGAGCCCGGCUGGUUACUUAGGGGAUUAGAGGUGAAGCAGCGGUCCUGAGCAGUGAUUCCAGACCUCGCUGUGCCUUUGUAUACGUGUCCCAUUGGUGCGCAUGGGCAAAUCGUCCUACAUGGCACUUUUCCCCUGGGGUGUAACCUUCUCGAAGAACUUUGAGACUCUCCAGGGAGAGGGGGGCAUAAUUGGCGAAUCAGUGGCCUAGAGCAGGCUGCCAUGAGCUCAGCAAAGGGUGGGAACAACCGUGACGUCAUUACUGGAUUGUGAUUAAUAAUAGCAAAAGUAGCCAGACUUACUGA